AGCCAGUCGCACACCGACUAUGACGCCGCGCGCGCACCUUUGACACCCGAGCGCGCCAAUUUCAAUUUCCUAACGAAGUGAUGCGUGUGAUUUGAAUAAAAUAUAUUAAUUUCUUUUUAAAUUUUUAAAAUUGGAAACAUGGCUCGUUUUGUGUUUGUAAUUUUGUGUGUGGUUGUUUUUGGAUAUUGCGCGGAAUUACCCUCUAGUGCGGGGAAAGACAGUGCGCGCGAGGAGAAAUUAAGAAGCGCUUUGAUUGAUGCUUUUCAAAAUAUCAAAAAAGCAUCAGCUAAAGGUGGAAUAGACGAUGAGAGUCCACUAACAGCUGAUUUAAUUGGGUCAUUAAUACUACCGAAUAGAAGUCGAAAUGAAAGAACUACGGAAGACGCUUUUAGUGUCUUGUCCGACGAUGAAGGCCUAUCCUUCGCCGAAGUUAUCGACAAUGAGCCGGACAAGAAAGAUUCCAGUACGGAAGCUUCGCACAACGUGCAACACAUUGUAAAAACGACGAAAUCACCCGAAAGAACAACGAGGCCGAACAAAGAUAUAUUUAAUAAGCUAAGCGACUCGAUCAGAGACACUUUGAACGAAUCGAAAUUAGUUUUAAGAAAGGAGAAUUCUAACUCGAGUAAUUUGUUAGGGAUCGAGAACAUGUUGCGUGUAUUCGAUGCCGAGAUUCUGGUGCAUCAAUGGAACGAUCUACAGAAAGUGAUAGACGGGGAUUGCAGGGCGGACAUGCAGAAGUACGUCGAGGGACUGCAGGAGAGGAAUCUUUGGGCGUUGAAGAUGGAGGACGCGAGCGGUCGAUACACAUCAAUGUUCUACUGGGGGAACAACUACUGGACGGGGUCGGCGGAGCUCUGCCGGAUCCUGAACGAGCAACACGCACCGCCCAGUCACAACAAGAGCAGCGGCUCGCAGAUCUUCAGCGAGUGGCGGCAGGACGUGUCGAUGUCGGGCUCCAGUCCGCCCUUCCUCACGGCCUUCUACACAGUCCGGCUCAGCGUGCAGACCGACGUCAAGGAAAUCGUUAAAACUCGUCGCACCUUGCACCUGGGAGUAUGCCUGCCAUCGAGCUGCGACAGCCACGCGGUGAUGUCCCUCGUGAACGCGGCGCGGUCACCCAUCCUCAGGCAGUCCGUCGUCACCGUGCGCUCCCCGCUGCAAGGAACCUAUACGUACAUGGGAGACCCGACCUUCAGGGUGUUACUCGGUGUAUGCAUUGCUGUCAGCAUCCUGCUCGUUACAGCGACCGCAUACGACAUGAAGCUAGCGCGGGACGUGCGCCGGCGCAGACGCAGGGCGGCCAAUCUGACCGGCGACAACGCCAGGAACGACCUCAAGUUAGACCUCAAUGACGAUAUCACUGUGUCCAAUGGCAAAUCGAUUUACAACGUUAACAACAACAUAGCUGUGGCCAGCAACACAUCGGAGGAGAGAUUAACUGCCGAGACUGCCUCCACCACGGAAGAGCUCAAACUGAGCAUCUGGUCGGACCUGCUGCUGUCCUUCUCCAUGAAGGCGAACAUUCUCCAGAUCUUCGACCAGUCGGUUGGCGCGGACACGGUCCCCGUAGUUCACGGUCUGCGAUCAUUGUCAAUGGUCUGGGUUAUCUUCGGACACACCUGCAUUGUGGUUUUCAAGUACGCUGACAACACCGCUCUGCGAGCUAUCCUGGAGAAGAGCUUCCUCUUCCAGCUCAUUUUAAGCGCCGUCUACAGUGUUGACACCUUCUUCUGCCUUGGCGGUAUGUUGGUGACGUUCCUGUACUUCCGAACGAACGCGAAGGGCAAGCUGGACCUCAUCACAAAAGGCCGCAGGAAACUUACCGCCGGCAUUCUGCAGUUUGUCGGACUCAUCGCCUAUCGCUUUGCCAGACUGACAGCGCCGUACUUGUUCAUGCUGGGCGUGGUGGAGGUGACGAUGAAGUGGUUCUCUCAGAACGCGGUGUUCGAGCCGCCCGCCGCCGACCACGAGACCUGCCCGCAGUACUGGUGGCGCAACCUGCUGUACAUCAACACACUUUUCCCCGUCGAUCAGAUGUGCAUGCUAUGGAGUUGGUACCUGUCAGACGAUACACAGUUUUACGCUGUUAGCGCUAUUCUUCUGAUUUUGGCUACCAGCCACUUCAAACUCUCAGUGUCCCUGACCGGCGUAUUCUUCCUCUCAUCUCUCUUCACCACCGGCUACGUGUCCUGGAGCAACGACCACAUUCCAAACAGCGAGGACCCAUUCACUCAGUUUGACAAGAUUUACGACAAACCCUGGACCAGAUUGGGGCCGUACUUGGUUGGCAUGGUCACUGGAUGGAUCUUAUUCAAGACCAAUUUAAAUAUCAGAAUGAAGAAGGUGUGGGCAUGGGUUGGCUGGAGCGUGUGCACAGCAACAUUACUCUUCCUGAUCUUCGGCCUGUACCAGACUGAGCUAUCUCCAGCGGCUGCAGCCGUGUACAGCGCGCUGUCACACUCGCUGUGGGCCGCGUGCAUCGGCUGGAUUAUCAUAGCUUGCUCCACUGGCUACGGAGGUUGGAUCCGACCGCUGCUCUCAGCCCCUAUCCUAUACCCGUUCUCGCGGGUGACAUACUGCGCGUACCUGGUACAUCCGGUGGUGUUGCGAUACGUCGCUAUGCACCUCACACACCCCAUUCAUUUGGGCGAACUUCUUGUGUUCGUCCUGUUCCUGGGACUAACAGUGAUAUCUUACGUCCUCGCUUUCAUCAUUUCCGUGGCGUUCGAAGCCCCCAUGGUCACGAUGCUGAAGAUCAUCGCGCCACAACGGAAACCACAUAGAGUGUGAUAGUGGAGUGCUACAGGGUUGCGUGCUCGGACCAAUGUACAAAGAUUUAUUUUAAGUCGGUGUUUCUGCCGUCGUUUUUAGAUAUGGAUUCAAUGUGACAGAGAUAAAUGGAAACUUUGAAAUAUUCGUUUCUUUUUUUUAUAUACAACUGUGGUAUAAUACCGAUAUAAUUUAACGGGGAUUAAGUAUACUGAGUUCAUUUUUGUGAUAUUGUGUUGUAUAUGAGAACAAUUACGUUUCCAUUUAUCUGUUUAUGUGAGUGUAAUAUAGCACAACGAUUACCUGACAAGCCAAAGGAUCUCGAGUGAAGAAGAAGGCGAAACUUGAUUUACAAUUGGGAAGUUUGGGAAAUUUUGCUUGUGUAUGUAACUCUAUUGUAUUAAGUAAAGAACCAAUACUGGUCCAAUAAUUGCGUAAUUGAAAAUUCACAUUAAAUUAAGGGUAGAAUCAAUUUGAGCAAAAUAAAGAAGUGUAGAUUUCAUUAGACGUGUUUAUAGAUACUCUUGUUGACGUUAUCGACAGUGGGUUUGAGCCUAAACAUUUUAGGAAUAAAUGUCUUUACCGACACUAAAAAUGUAUUUGCUAGAAUUUGGGAGUAUUAAACUAAUUUAUGAAUUCAUAUGACUUAUAUUUUUUAGUUUAAUUAUAAGACAUGAUGGGUCAGUUAAAUGGAUCCCAGUUUUAAAUUAUAAUCAUAUUUACCUAUAUAGAAUAGAUGUGUGUGAGUGUGUGUGUGUGUGAUUAUUUUUUGCGUAUAUAUUGGAAUAAUUGAGUAAGCGAAAGUUUAAAAUCACUUUAUAGAUUUAUUGAUUUUUAAUAGACCAUGACCAAAAUGGAAUAGAAUACUUGUGAUUGCAUUUUAUUGAUAUAAUAAAACGUUUCAAAUAAUUUUUAUCUCUUCUUAUACGUACCAUUUCAAUAAUUAUUUUAGUUUUACAGAAUGAAGACAAAAAAUUGAGUAUCAUCUCAAUUUCAUAUCAAUUUGUGUGUAAUAUUUAUGUACGUGUUGUGUGAUUGUCUACAUUGUGCGUAAAGAAUUGCUCAAUAUAUUUUAAUUAACUUGUCUGUAAAAAAUCAAUCCACGAACUAUGAGGUAAAAAACUUAGGUGUCUUAAAAUUUUCAAGACGGUGCAUAAUUUGUAACGUUUCUUAAAAAAUAUCCACUCAAAUAGAUCAAAUGUCAUACUUUCAAUGUGUGUUUGUUUGUUUAUAUGUUUGUAUAUAUCAAUAACUUUGUAUGUAAGUACCUAAACUGUGUAAAUAGGUUGUAAAUAUUAUUCUAGACAUAAGUUUUGUACGAAUAC
Messenger RNA from Plodia interpunctella (Indianmeal moth), 4097 nucleotides. RefSeq lists its product as uncharacterized. NCBI's taxonomy places the organism in Eukaryota, Metazoa, Arthropoda, Insecta, Lepidoptera, Pyralidae. Bases 139 to 2793 code for a protein of 884 amino acids. Gene Ontology annotation, molecular function: acyltransferase activity, transferring groups other than amino-acyl groups. The transcript is spliced from 15 exons. The record is from RefSeq and is a predicted model, not a curated record.